UUCAGUUACUCUGCUCGAGCGCGACGUGAAACACACACGCGUUAUUAUACUAUAUACAUCCAUACAUACAUACAUUAAUACAUAUAUAUACAUAUAUAGAUAUAUAUUACUCAAUCAUCGUGAGUUGUAAUACUUAUUAUAAAAACAACAAUACUUAAAAUUAAUAUUCUUUUUUUAUUACAACUAAUAAGUCUUUAAAGUAUACAGAGACAUUAUUUAAAUUAAACCUUAAUUUGAAUUUGUGUUGAUAAUAAUAAAAGUUUAAAUUUAAGUGACAUUCACCCACGUGGAAACAGUAAAUAAAUAAAUAAUAAAUUUAUCGUUCAUUAAAUUUUUUUUUUUGCAAUAACAACUAAAAUUAAAUUUUAUUAAUUAAAAAGUGCGCGUGUGUGUACGUGUGUGUGCUUGUGCGUUUGCGUCUGCGUAUGUCUGUGUCUUACACAAUUGUUGAUAUUUUUUUUAAUUAUGAAAACUUUAUUGUGACCACAUGUGAAAUAACAUUUUAAAUAAAAGUUAUUAUUUUAAUAUUUAGAUACAUAUCAAUAAUACCAGCAAAUAUCAUCAUUUUUUAAAAUUAAAACUGUAUAAAUAUUUUUUUUUUUAAAUUAAAAAAUAAAAAAAAAUACCGAGUAUUGUGAAUUGGAAUUUCCGCAUUGUAAUACUUGGCCCUCAGUUUUUUUUUUUUUUUUUUUCUCUCCAACGUUCGUAUUACAUUAUGAUGCCAACCGUUAACGUCACGCAAUCAUACAAAAGUGAUAACUCAGUGUUGUGAAAGAACAAAAACAACAGUAUUCAAAAUUAUUAUUGAUUUUGAAUUUCAGCGGUGAAAACUGGCGAAAACCGGAAGUGAGGGCGCUAACAAAAUUGCGCCGCGACCACCGAUGGCGGCGGCGAGCUUUCCACCCAACUUUUCCAACGUCGGCGUAAUCGAGAACUGCGCUGGCAUGGAGGCUGCAAAUGGUGCGAUAGAUCAUGAUUUUCAUAAUACUUUAGUACCAAUAAAUGGCAGUCAUUCUGGUAGUUCUGGUAGAAGUACACCCAAUAGUGGAGACCCAGCACCAGGUAAAUUAUUUGUCGGUGGACUUUCAUGGCAAACGAGUAGUGAAAAACUUCGAGAGUAUUUUGGAAUGUUUGGUACUGUCACAGAUGUAUUAAUAAUGAAGGAUCCCGUCACUCAGCGAAGCCGUGGAUUUGGAUUUAUAACGUUUGCUGAACCUGGAAGUGUAGACAAAGUAUUAAAAUGUCCAAUUCACACUUUAGAUGGUAAAAAAAUAGAUCCAAAACAUGCAACUCCAAAAAAUCGAGCUAAACAAGCAAAUCGAACUAAAAAAAUAUUUGUUGGUGGUGUAAGUCAAGAUACAAGCAGUGAUGAAGUUAAAGCCUACUUUAAUCAAUUCGGUAAAGUUGAAGAAACGGUAAUGUUGAUGGAUCAACAAACAAAACGACAUCGUGGAUUUGGAUUUGUAACAUUUGAAAAUGAAGAUGUUGUUGAUCGAGUAUGUGAAAUUCAUUUUCAUACAAUUAAAAAUAAAAAAGUUGAAUGUAAAAAAGCCCAACCUAAAGAAGCUGUACAACAAAGUGCAUUGGCAUUGGGUAAAAGAGUUGUAUUGGGCGCAUUAGGUGUACGUUUAGCGCCACAACCACAACUUCAAGUAGCAACAGCAUCACAAAUUGUUGCAGCACAAGCACAGGCUCAAGUACAGGCAGCAGCUGCCGCAGCAGCCGCUGCUCAAGUACAAAAUGCUGUUGCUGGUUAUGGUAAAUUAUUUGCAAGCAGUUAUCCAGCAUUAUCGGCUUAUCGAUAUGCACCAUAUCCAAUUCCUGCAGCAGCUGUUGCUGCACCACCACAACCUCCAGCACCACCACAAGCUGGAGCAACUGCCCCACAACAAACUGCUGCCGCUCCUGGAAAUCCAUAUCAAGGAUAUUCACUUACAAAUGUUGACAUGUCUAGUUUUCAGGGCGUUGAUUGGGGAUCUAUGUAUGGUAUGGGUAUGUACGUCUAAACCCAACAACAUUAUCAGUAAUUCUUCUCAUCUUGAUUGACCCAUUGAGUUUCGGGCCAAUUACUAAAACCAGUCAUUGUCAUCAAGUCAUCAUCAACCUCGAUGUCGUCAAUCAUCUCAGAUCAACAAAAUACUGACAUCCAUCACUGGAUUUAUCUAAAGCUGCAAGUCUGAUUUUUAGUUUCUUUUUCUUUUUCUUUUUAAAUUAACUUAUUCUUUAUAAAUUUAUUUUUUUAUUAUUUGAAAAUUUAUUAUUCUGGUCUGAGUCACAAUUUUUAUUUAUUUAUUAUUAUUAUUAUAAUUAUUUUUAACAUUUGGCGAUACUUAAUUAAUUUAACGAUUCGAUAUCUAGUUUAAAAAACGAAUUAACUUUUUUUUUUCGUCUAUAUCUAUAAAUAUUUAUUAUUUAAUAUUAAAACAUAAAAGUGAGAUAUUCAAGUAAUAAUAAUUAAUACUGAAAUAAAUAAUGAAUCUCAGUAUAAUAAUAAUAAUAUAGUAAGCUUUCUUGAGCAAAAAAAGUUGUUUCAAGGGGCAAAAGCAAUACUCUUUGAUGACUUCCUUUAACCAGUCGUGAUUUUUUUUUCCGUAGGAAGUUAAAUAAAAAGAAUAAGGGAGUGAUAAAGUGAAUUAUGAAAAAGAAAAAAAAAAGUAAUAAUAAUAAUAAUAAUAAUAACAAACAAAUAAUGAAUGGAGUAGUAAGGACUGUCAAUACCUACGUAAUAAGUAAUAAUAACAAUAAUAAUAUACGUAUAUAAGUAAGACAAUUGUUGUUAUUAUUAUUACUUUUUUUAUUUUUUCCGAAAAAAUACAAGACAAUAUUUUUCAGCUCUCCAUCGUGUAUAAGCGUUUUUAAACAGUUAAUUAAUAAUAAUAAUAAUUGAAAUCUUGUACGCGAUAAAUUAAAAAAAAAAAAAAAUUAAAUACAAUCGUAAGGUAUUAAAAGAAAAUAAAAAAAAAAAAAGUGGGCGGCGGGUCGCGCGCUAAUCAAUUUAAUGGAUUGAUAGAAACUAAGAAUACUCGAUAAUUACUUAAGCGAUGAUAGAUAAUAAAAUAAUAAUAAUAAUAUUACUGUAAGACAAGAUAUAAACAUUUGAGAAUAGCUCAUGUUGUUUUUAUAAAACUGCUGACAAUUAAACCUGCGUCUAUUUAUUUGCUUUAUAUUUUUUUUUUCUCAAUGAAGAAAAUAAAAUAGCCGCAGGUAUUGUUUACUAAUCGAAUGUAAGAAAUUUUGAGCAAUAAGUUAAUUCAGCUAUUUAGUUAUUAUUAUUAUUAUUAUUAUUAUUAUUAUCAUUAAUAAAUAAUUACUGUAAUACUACUAUAUUUAUGGUAGCUAAUUAAUGAAAAUAAUUUAAUUUAUAUUAAAAAAAAAAAAAAUACGAUGAAAAAUAAUAAGAUUUCACUUUUCCAAAACAAUAAGUAAUAUCUUAAUAGUGAUAUAUAAAUUAGCAAGAAAGAAAAAAAUAAAUAAUAAUUAGUUAUUAAAUAAAUAAAAAUAAAAACGUUCGAGUGAUAGAUAUGAAGAGAAGAAAAAAAAAUCGUAAGAUACAAUUAAUAUAAUUAAUGAAUUAAUUAUUUAUAAUAAUUACAAUAACAUUAUUGUAACUCGCAACUUUACGAGUAUUAUUAAUUUAUAACAAUAAUAAUUAUAGUUUUACGUAUGUAUAUAUAUAUAUAUAUAUAUAUAUAUAUACAUAUAAAUUAUUCUUAAAAAUUAUCAUUAAACGAAACGUACUUACGGUCUUUCAAUAAUUGUGUCAGACCAAGCAUGAGUGAGAAUUUAUUAAAAAAGAAACAAAGAAAAUAAAAAAAAAUUGGUAUGUCAGGAUGAUAAAAAAAAAAAAAAACUAAAAACCAAUCAACAAGUUUGUAAGCAUGAGUGUGUUGAUUAACGUACUGUGUGAUCAUCAGAUCGUAUUAGACUUUUAAAUUUUAAGGAUUGAAAACAGAUGAUCGUACUUAAUCUUGUUGUUAUUAUUAUUCAAUCCAAUUAUCAUCGAUACAAUAGUUACGAUAACAAAAACCACAAACAAAAACAUACAAACAAUACAUGAACAUGACGGAUACAUAGGGUACUUCCUAGUAGUCUAGAUUAGCCUUCCAUUUUAUUUCUUUCUUUAUCCUCAUUGAUCUCCUUCUUUAUGUAUGAAAACAAAAAACGAAAAAACAAGAAAAAAAAAAAAAUAUAAAAACAAUUUUCGUUUUUUAUUUUUAUUAUUAUUAUUAUUAUUUUUUUUUGUAUCUUGAGGUACAAUAUCAGUGAAUGUCAACAGUAAUGUGUAGAUUAGAUUUUGUCGCUAACAAUAGUUGGGUAUGAAUAUUAUUAUUAUUAUUAUAAUUAUUAUAUAUAUAUAUCAUAAUAUUUAUAUUAAAUUGUUUAUAAUAGGUGAAGCAUGCUGGUUGAUUAUCAAUUUAAUUUUUUCCUUCUUUACUUUUAUUAUUCAUCCUCAGCACUAUUAUUAUUAUGAUAUUUUUUUUUUCAACUAUAUUAUUUUAAUUAUUAAAUUAAAAGAAGAAAUCAGUUCAAUCCGUAAUUUUUUUUUGUCGGUGUGAAAUAUUAUUUUUACAUUUAUUAAUAACUAUUAUUAUUAUUAUUCCAAUAAUCCUGCAUUCCUGCAAUUUACCGUCAAUUCGAAUAUAAUAACAAUAAUAAAAUCUAUUAUUAUUAUUAUUAUUAUUAUUAUUAUUAUUAUUAUAAUUAUUGUCACGAUGUAACUAAACUGCCUAGAUACUGUUGUAAUUCUCUACAUAGAUACUAGUAUUAUUAUUAUUAAUUAUUACAUAUGAUUGUGCAUCAAGCAUCGUAAUUAAUAUUGUCAUAUUAAUCUUUAUUAUUAUUGUUAUAGUAAGAAACAUAUAAAUUAUGCAUAAAUAACAUGUACACAAGACAUUGACGUUAUAAUAUACAAAUUCACACCGACAAAAAAAUACCGACUACGUUAAAAUGACGGUAGAAUUUUCACGUGCAGGAAUAAAGAUAAGGAAAAUAUGUUAUGGAUAGAGAUGAGGUGAGAUGAGGUGAGAUGAGGUGAUGUGGUCCUGCACGUAUAAAAAAGAAAACGAACCGAGCAUUUAUGUACACACAAGAAAACACACGUUCUCAAGGCAAGAUGAGCCCUCAGGCUAGAUGGGCUAGAUGGGCUGGAUAUGGAAGAGUGUUGGGAGGUUAAACUUUUGAUCCUUGUUCUUUUUUUCUCAACAUUUAUAUAUCUCCUCUAUUUUAUUUUCUAUCUCUUUUUCUCUCUGUUAUACUCAUUGGUGGUACGAUCGAUCGUAACCAGAAAGGCCAGAGGGGCCAGAGAGUAAAAAGGGGGAUGGUUUGAGCAUCCUCGAUUCCUGCGCGCGUCGAGUUUCUUCAGGACUCAGGAUAUUCAAAGGAUCGAACAAAACCAACACUCCUCCACAUUAUUAUUCUUAUUCGUGCUUCCAACCACCAUAUCUUCCUACUUAUAUCUAUACAUAUUACAUUUCCUUACACUAUUUAUUUAUUUAUAUACAUACAUCUUUUUUUUUUCUCAGCCUAUACAGCGAGGCUCUGCUAUUAUACACUACUUGAGAACGUGAGUUUAACAUACAGACCAGCAUUAUCAUACAUCAUAUGUAUAAUAUACUUAAUACACCACCAACUCGUAUAAUAUACAAGGACAGUAAUUUAGAAAAAAAAAAAAAAAAGGAAUUAAUAAAAUAAAUAAUAAUAAUUAGUUUAAAUGCCUAGUAAAAUUGCCAAUAAAGUAGUUAAAAAUUUAGUAGCUAACUUUUCUGUGUAUCAUAUAUCCCUGUAUCAUCAUCUUUACAUAUAUCCUCAAUACAUUUUAUGCCUUCUUAAAUAAUUUUACAUUAUUUAUUAUUAUCAUUAUUAUUAUUAUUAUUAUAUCUCUGUAUUAUUAGUAUUUUUAGAUUUAACUCUAUUAUUAUUAGUAUUAGUAUUAGUAUUAUUAUUAUUAUAUAUUAUAUAUAUUUUUUUUUUAAUUAGAAGCGAGUAUUUAUUAUCAUUUCCUAACUCAUUUAUUAUUAUUUUUCUGGGUGCUGUAUUUGUGACAUUGGCCUGUGUGUUUUACCAAUGCCAAGUAGACUAUUGCAGGAUUAACUUGUUAACUGGCUUAUUAUACUAUCAUUAAUAUAUGUGCAGUAAGUCCGUUAACUUGUUAACUUGUUCCUAUUCUUAAAACUGUCUUCUAAUCUAUGUCUUUUUCGUUUAUUUCAGUAUUAUAAUCAGCAAGUCAUUAACUAAUUUUUUAGUUUAUUUUUAAAUUUCAUUAAAUUGAACAAUAACUGAAAAGAUAUAGAUAGAAUGUGCCAAUUAAUUAUUUGUUAAAUUAUUAUUAUCUUAAAAAAAAAACAACAAGUGCGGUUAAAGUUGCGUAUAAGGCCAGCAGGAAUUGUGUAGAGCAUGCAUUAGACUCUAGCACCUCUAACCAGCAACAAAAUAUUUUUUUUCGAUUUUUAUUUUUCGACUCCUUACAACGACCUUCAAACAACUCCAAAGUUUCCCUUGUAAAUACAUAACAUAUCCAAGCUGUGUAAGGAGAAUAAUGAAGAGGGAGUGCAAACUAUAUACAUACAUAGUUUAUCAUAUGAAUGUGUGUGUGUGUGGGUAAGAAAAAGAAAAAAAAAAGAGAGAGAAAAUAAACGUGCAAAUGUGUGUAUAAUCUAGAUGCUCUACAAAAGCUUUUGGAGGUAACAUAGUAGGCAGAAAGCUCUUUAGUAAGUUGAUAAACUUGUUUUAUUCUUUAUGUCUUUGUUGGACACACUACCCGAGUGCCUUAACUAUUCUUUUACUCAAUUUUUUUUCCUGUUAAAAAUAAUUAAAAAAAAAAAAAAAUUGGAUAUCAUCUUAAAGGAUAACAAAAAAAUAAAUAUCAAAAG
Molecule: messenger RNA, 6869 nt
Organism: Microplitis mediator
Lineage: Eukaryota; Metazoa; Arthropoda; Insecta; Hymenoptera; Braconidae
Gene: msi
Product: RNA-binding protein Musashi homolog 2-like
Exons: 4
Coding region: 882-2006 (374 amino acids)
Cellular component (GO): cytoplasm
Molecular function (GO): RNA binding
Source: RefSeq, a predicted model, not a curated record